Messenger RNA from Formica exsecta, 2643 nucleotides. RefSeq names its product potential E3 ubiquitin-protein ligase ariadne-1 (gene ari-1). Gene Ontology annotation, molecular function: ubiquitin protein ligase activity; zinc ion binding; ubiquitin conjugating enzyme binding. The transcript is spliced from 8 exons. The coding region runs from base 615 to 2144 and encodes 509 amino acids. Gene Ontology annotation, cellular component: ubiquitin ligase complex; cytoplasm; nucleus. Lineage: Eukaryota; Metazoa; Arthropoda; Insecta; Hymenoptera; Formicidae. Gene Ontology annotation, biological process: protein polyubiquitination; ubiquitin-dependent protein catabolic process; positive regulation of proteasomal ubiquitin-dependent protein catabolic process. The record is from RefSeq and is a predicted model, not a curated record.
CCUCUCUCUCUCUCUCUCUCUCUCUCACGAAAUUUCCCGUGCGAUUACCCCGUAUACGAGCUUGUCUUCGACUGCGACAUUGCGAUUCGACGACGGAAGACGACGGCAUGCUCGUUGUUCGAUCGCCGAAAUUUUCGAUGCCGCGCGUCAUCGUGGACGUGACAGCAGUGUUCGCGCUAUAGACUCGUUCAACGUUCAACGCUUUCUUUCAAGACAAAAGUGUGCAUUCUUCGAGGUUGAACGUGGUUAUUUUCCGCGAUGGGAAAGAAUAAAUAAGCGUGCAUUGUACAUCGACAUGAUCUCGUAGCUCUUGUUUAUGGUGGUAUUCGCGAGUGUGAUAUUUCCAAAUAACCUUGUGUUCGCGACGAACUGAAAAGGGAAAAAGAGAAUUACAGAGACCUCUUCUCGAUAAAACGCAUAAUCCCAGGAAUGUAAUACAGGUUUGAGAACACAGUGCAGAUAAGUUGCAAAGUAACGUGAAUUUUGCUCCUUCGAUUUGUUUAUCGUGGAUUUCUCGCUCAAUUUCGCAAGAAAUUCUGAAAUUUUUCGGUGCGGUACAUACUGACAAGAAAAAACUUUAGUUCAAAAAGAUUGCUUGUUAAUUUCUCGCAAUAAUGGAUUCGGAAGAGGAAACACUUUACGACGAUGUUGACUCUGGCAAUGAAUCAAGCGGCGAUGAUGUUGACUUUGCCAUGGAAAUAGAAUCUGGUAAUCCACGUGAACGAGCUACUGAUGUCGAUGAAUAUCCAUUUGAAGUACUUUCUACAGAAGAGAUUGUACAACACAUGGUUGAUUCCAUAAAAGAAGUUAACACUGUUGUUGAAAUACCAGCAACAACUACACGUAUUUUAUUAAAUCACUUUAAAUGGGAUAAAGAAAAAUUGAUGGAACGUUUUUAUGAUGGUGAUCAAGAAAAAUUAUUUGCUGAGGCACGUGUCAUUAAUCCAUUUAGAAAGGGUCCUUUAAUAAGUAGAAGUCGAUCCUCGCAAAGUUCUUUGUCCAAAAGAAUGACAAAUGGAACAGAGGAAUGUGGAAUCUGUUUUAUGAUCUUACCAUCUUCAAUGAUGACUGGUCUCGAAUGUGGGCAUCGUUUCUGUACUGGUUGCUGGGGAGAAUAUUUGACGACUAAAAUCAUGGAAGAAGGAGUUGGACAAACAAUUGCAUGUGCUGCUCAUGCUUGCGAUAUUUUAGUAGAUGAUGCCAGUGUUAUGCGGCUUGUCAAAGAUUCCAAAGUUAAAUUGAAGUAUCAACAUUUAAUCACCAAUAGCUUUGUCGAAUGUAAUAGGUUAUUGAGAUGGUGUCCGUCUCCUGAUUGUAAUAAUGCCGUUAAGGUACAGUAUGUAGAAGCAAGACCAGUUACUUGCAAAUGUGGACAUAUUUUCUGUUUUCACUGUGGUGAAAAUUGGCAUGAUCCUGUAAAGUGUCAUUUACUCCGAAAAUGGAUCAAAAAGUGCGACGACGAUUCCGAAACAUCAAACUGGAUUGCUGCUAAUACAAAGGAAUGCCCUAAAUGCAAUGUUACCAUCGAAAAAGACGGUGGAUGUAAUCACAUGGUUUGCAAAAAUCAAAAUUGUAAAACUGAAUUUUGUUGGGUGUGUCUUGGGCCAUGGGAACCACAUGGUUCUAGUUGGUAUAAUUGUAAUCGCUACGAUGAAGAGGAAGCUAAAGUAGCUAGAAAUGCACAAGAAAAAUCAAGAUCAGCUUUACAGAGAUAUUUAUUUUAUUGCAAUAGAUAUAUGAAUCAUAUGCAAUCACUAAAAUUUGAGAGUAAAUUGUAUGCCAGUGUGAAGGAGAAGAUGGAAGAAAUGCAACAGCAUAAUAUGUCAUGGAUUGAGGUACAAUUUCUGAAAAAAGCAGUCGACAUUUUGUGUUCCUGUAGGCAGACUCUCAUGUAUACUUAUGUAUUUGCUUAUUAUGUGAAAAAGAAUAAUCAGUCUGUGAUUUUUGAAGAUAACCAAAAGGAUUUAGAGAGUGCCACAGAAUGCCUCUCUGAAUAUCUUGAAAGGGAUAUCACAAGUGAAAAUCUUGCAGAUAUUAAACAAAAGGUUCAGGAUAAAUAUAGAUACUGCGAUAGUCGAAGAAAAGUGCUUUUAGAACAUGUCCAUGAAGGUUAUGAGAAGGAAUGGUGGGAUUACAAGGAAUAGAGGAUGUUUUUAGAGUUUCAUUUUUUGGGGUGUGACACAUAAGUUCUCUUCCUUCCCACCUCUGCCCCAGCUGUGAUAAACUAAGAAAGAAAGAGCUAACAAGAGACAGAAAUGGAGUAUGUCACAAAGUGAUAAACGUGUUAUAUGCACUUUAUACAUACUAUGCUCUGUGGUCACAUAUAAUAUCGUAUAUGAUAAAUAUUGAACUCAAACUAUUAAAAUUCAAUCCGAUCACCAAACAGAAUUGAUUGGACAAUAUCUUAAUUUGCGCUUGCUGUGUGUUGUACAUCAUUGUAGAUUCUUAAUCCUUGAUAAAAAUGCCCCAUUGUUUUAGAUAAUGGUAAGAAUAUUAGUUAUAUUCAUUAAGACAAACAACAUACGCAUCAUUAUUAGUCAAAUAUUAUUAUUAGCAUGAUUAGCAAUAUGUUAAAAUAACACUCAGCUAAAAAUUUAAUAUUUUAAUGUAUUUUACUGAUGUUAAUCGAUUGCAAUUUUUGAA